AUGCAGAAAGUCCAUAAGAUGACAGCAAACUGGGGAGUCGACGUCCCAGAUACACCACAAAAUAUAUUUAGUUGCUCUGCCCUGGAGCUCAAAGACCAGGAAAUCAAUACCAUUAUUACUGAACGACAUCAAGAGUUGGACACGGUCUCGCACGAGACCUUGGACCUCGCGCAUACUGUCAUGGAUAAAACAAAAGACCUUGGCCAGCAGCUUGCGAAAAAGCAGGACAAAAUCAUUGAGUCGGCGAACCUGGACAAGGGACUUCGAUUGGCUCUCGAGGGCUUUCCAACUAAAGUUUUGUCCAAGAUUUUUGACUACUAUCUUAUGGACAGCGAUCAUCUGAGCCACAGAUCAAGCCCGUCUCCCAUGCAGUUGGCCAGACGAUCACAAGAUGAUCCACUCUCAUUACAACUCUGCCCUGGAUACGCCAAAGGUGGGACGGCUAAAUUACGACAGCUUGUUCAACCUUACAUGACCCGAGUCUCAUCUCUUGAUAUUGUAUUCUGGGACGACGUUGAACCAGAACAUUUGCUAGAAGACCUCCCUGCAGGACUUCAAGAGCUUACUGUGUGCUUUGGCGACUGGUUCGAUGCUUCAGCCAUUGCACAAUCUCUCUCACAGCUACCAUCCACUUGCAUGAGGGUUACACAUACGAAUCUUCGAUCCUUGUGCAUCAUUUGUCCCGGGCACUUCCAAUUUAACCCACUCCCUAUACUGUUCAAAGCACUCACACUCCCCAAGUUGCGCACCCUCGAAAUUCGCUAUGGAUUGUUGUCGUCCCCCCAUGAAGAGUUGCUGAUGUUUCUAAGAUGGUUGAAAUGUCCCCUGGAGAUCCUGAUGUUCGACACUGUAGUGAUACCACUGCCGGAGCAGCAGGGCAAUUUUACUGCCAUCAUUCCUACCCUUAAAAUAGAAUACUCUGUAAUAGGCCUGGUGUCUGUUUUGCUCGGGCAACUUUUGAGUAGUUUUUUGACCGACACGGUAGCGGCCAAAUCAGGAAAGGUUUAUAUUAGUGCUAUGCUCGAUGACGAUGCGAUCAGCGGAGUUGAAGUUUGGAAUUCGAACCAUGUAUAUACCGCUUCUCAUUCUCACCUUCCCUGA
Suillus fuscotomentosus is the source of this 1101-nucleotide messenger RNA. RefSeq lists its product as uncharacterized. The transcript is spliced from 6 exons. Lineage: Eukaryota; Fungi; Basidiomycota; Agaricomycetes; Boletales; Suillaceae. The coding region runs from base 1 to 1101 and encodes 366 amino acids. The record is from RefSeq and is a predicted model, not a curated record.